Solea senegalensis (Senegalese sole) is the source of this 1706-nucleotide messenger RNA. RefSeq names its product transmembrane 4 L six family member 18 (gene tm4sf1). Bases 800 to 1390 code for a protein of 196 amino acids. Gene Ontology annotation, cellular component: membrane. Lineage: Eukaryota; Metazoa; Chordata; Actinopteri; Pleuronectiformes; Soleidae. The transcript has 4 exons. The record is from RefSeq and is a predicted model, not a curated record.
AAAUGAAAGAAAUCUAGAUGUCUUUAGAUAUUUUUAAAUCACUAAUGAGUGUUUAUCUUAAGUUAUUGGGUGUUAUUUUGGAGUUGAAGAUUUGCUUAGUUAGAGCACAUUAGCACAUCUGUUCCAAGUUUUAAGAACCAAAGUCAUUAAAAAGGUUUAAUUUAAUACUAGGACAUUUUGUGAUUUCACUUCCCUCUAAGAUUAAAAAGCAACAAUAGUGAUGUAAAUAACACGGCUAUAAUUAAUGCACUUUACAGUGUUACAGUCGUAUCAAUAAUUGUCAAGCACCGGCUACUGGUGGGCCUCCAAAUCAAAUUCAGGCUAUAGGACCCCUUAAAGGCUUGGGCCGGCCCUGAACCAUUUGCUUUCAAAUGGCCUUAAAUGAUCAGUGGAUUAUCUGUAAUCAGUGAAUCUGCUCGUUAUUUAACUUUUUGUUUUUGAUGACACUGAACAUCUCAAGCACAGACAGACUGGACACACAUAAUGUGUGAACACCUUGUAGGAAAAAGGGAUUAGGAAAGAAUGUGCCGAUUUUGUAUUUAAACGUGUAAACCUGUUGUUAUGACUAAGUAAUUCUAUGGGAAAUUAAUUCUUUAGAGUGCAGUGUGAGACCCUGCUGUCUAAGAGGCUGUGGGAACACACACACACACACACACACACACACAUUUUUGUUUCCUGCCUCCACAGCUGCUCUGACCCUUCCCUGUUUUUCGCGGGUCUCGUGUCCCCUCAGCCUUUUACCCACUUCUCUCUUCUCCUCCUUGCGGCCGCGUGUGUGUGACUUUUUUGGGGGCAAACGAUGUGUUGUUCGGUGGGUUUCGCCCGCUCACUGGGUCUGGCCCUGCUACCUCUGGCCCUCUGCUGCAUCCUUGCCAACCUGCUGUUGCUCUUUCCUAUGGGAGAGAUCACCUACAUCCAGCAAGACCGCCUGGACAGCUAUAUCUGGUACUUUGGUGGACUGGGUGGCGGAGGACUUCUGAUGUUGGUACCAGCUGUUGUUUUCAUCACUCUGGGAAAAUGUAGCUGCUGUUGGAAUGAGAGUUUGAUGAUGUGUGGGUCGGUGUUGGCAGCUGUGGUCGGCCUGGUGGGGUCUGGCUACUGUUUCGUCAUGUCGGGUUUCGCCCUGUUGCAAGGUCCCCAGUGCUUCACCGCUAAUGGAUGGUCACAUCCCUUCGCAAACCAAGGGGGCAGGUAUCUGCUGCAGCCAGAGACCUGGUCACUGUGUCUUCAGCCACAUCAUAUCAUAGAGUGGAACGUGACACUGCUGUGUGUUUUACUGGGUUUGGCUGUGAUGGAGUUCAUCAUCUGUCUCCUGCAGCUGGGCAACGGCCUGGUGAACGCCGUGUGUCGGCCCUGCUGCUAUAAGCAGGAGUAUAGUCUCAACGCAUAGACCUGUGCACACUUGCGCUGACAUGACAUACUUGUAUGUGCUCAUAUCCAAUUAAGCUUCACUACCCAGCACUGUGUGUGUGUGUGAGAGUGAGUGUGAGUGUGAGCGCAACACAACACAUGAUUUAGACACAAUUGCACAUGUGCUAUUGUAAAAUAGACAACGGACUUUGUCAGUGUAACCAUUUACCAGCUUUCAGUUUGCCCCAAUUGACUAUAUGCACAGAGUCGCUUAGAACUUCUGCUUAAAGGUAGGGUGGGAGAUCAUUUUUUGGAGCAUUUUUUUACUGUAUUGCUUCAUGUCCCCCAAUUGUAAC